GUGGCGGAGGUACGCUUUAUUUGAUUGCAGUAAGUGUGAGGGGGCAUUUUUUUUUCUAUAUGUGUGUUCAGUAUCAACCACAAUGGACGGUUUGAAAGGAUGGAAAAAAGCACCAUCCCUCUUCUGCUAAAAUAAUUGUUCAUUUAGGCGGUUUGUGGCUUUUUCUUUUUCCAAAAGAAACUGAAAAUCAGAAAGGAAUUCUCUUGAAGGAAUAAGGAACAUUUAGUGACUGAAAAUUUCCCGAAACAAUGGAACUGAAACACAUGAAAAGACAAUGGAUGGAUAUAUGGACUUCUUUAUGUCUGACGCUGCUGAUCGUUGCGAAAUUUGAAGGAAUUUCAGCUCAGAUCCGAUAUUCUGUCCAGGAAGAAUUAAAAUCUGGGACUGCGGUUGGAAAUGUAGUCAAAGAUCUUGGGUUAGAUCCAGGAAAACUGGCGGAUAGAAACCUACGCGUCGUAUCAGGAACAAAGCAGGAUCUAUUUAGGGUAAAUCCGGGAGAUGGCGUUUUAUUAAUAAACCAGAGAGUAGACAGGGAAGAGCUUUGUGCAAAAAGUGUUCCAUGUGUAACAAAUCUUAAAGCUGUUGUUAAAAAUCCCCUCGAAAUGCGCCAGAUAAUAGUUGAAAUUAUCGAUAUAAAUGACAAUUCGCCAAAAUUUCCAGAGGAAAACUACACACUGGAGGUGUUGGAAUCUGCAAUUGUUGGUUCUCGAUUUCAGGUGGAAGGAGCACACGACUUGGACGUCGGGUUGAACUCCAUACAGUCAUAUAAAAUAAACAAUAAUCAGUAUUUUCAGCUGGAUACGGAGGACUUUGGCGAGGAAGGAAAGGUUCCUUUUUUAGUACUUCAACGCCCUUUGGAUAGAGAAAAAUAUCCUCAACACUGGAUGCUAUUAACAGCGACAGAUGGGGGUAAACCACCAAAAUCAGGUACUAUGAAUAUCACUAUUAUAGUAUCCGAUAUAAAUGAUAACUCACCCGUGUGUGAUAAACAAAAAUACACUGUAACAAUAAAAGAAAACGCCCCUGUCGGGACGUUCUUGUUAACAAUAAAUGCAUCUGACUCAGAUGAAGGUUUGAACGGUGUAAUUGAAUAUUCUUUGAGGAGUAAACAUCGAGGGCCCACCUCUGAGCUGUUCGAUUUGAACAGCAAAACUGGAAAAUUAACAGUGAAAGGACAACUGGAUUACGAGGAAAAGCAAAUGUACGAGCUUAAAGUCCUGGCAGCAGACAAAGGCUCUGUUUCUCUUUCCACGCAAUGCAACGUGGUUAUAAGAGUGGAAGACAUAAAUGAUAACCAGCCCGAAAUAGACGUCACUUCCCUUUCCAGUAGUAUUCGAGAGGAUGCUGCACCUGGAACCGUGGUGGCGUUAAUGGGCGUGGCGGAUCUCGACUCGGGUGUAAACGGACAGGUGGUCUGCAGCUUAUCAGGUGAUUCACCGUUUGAUCUAAAGCCAUCACCGGACGGACAGUCAUACUCUUUGAUUACCAAGGACUACUUGGAUAAGGAAAAUAGUAAUAUGUAUAACAUUAAAAUAACUGCGAGGGAUUUAGGAAGCCCUUCCCUGUCAUCUACUAAGCUGAUACAGGUAGAUGUGCUAGAUGUAAAUGAUAACAACCCUUUAUUUACUGAAAGUCCUUACACUUUUUAUGUGCUUGAAAAUAACAAAGCUGGAAUGUCAAUAUUUUCUGUAACAGCCACUGAUGCUGAUGCAGGUGAAAACGCAGCAGUGUUAUAUUUACUUGACCGCAAGAGCACAGGUUCCUCUAUAACCUCCUUUUUAAACAUAAAUGAAGCCAAUGGCACAAUAUCAGCUCUAAAAAGUCUCGACUUUGAAACUCUGAAAACUUUCCAGUUCCAAGUUGUCGCCUCAGAUUCUGGGUCUCCGUCACUGAGCAGCAACGUCACAGUGAACGUGUUCAUUCUGGAUCAGAACGACAACGCUCCAGUCAUCCUGUAUCCAGUCAGCUCCAAUGGUUCUGCUGAAGGUGUGGAGGAGAUUCCCCGCAAUGUGAACGCAGGACACUUGGUGACUAAAGUCAGAGCCUAUGACGCUGAUAUAGGAUAUAACGGCUGGUUGCUGUUUUCACUGCAGGAAGUUACUGACCACAGUCUCUUUGGUUUGGACCGCUACACAGGACAGAUCAGAACACUUCGCUCAUUCACAGAGACAGACGAGGCUGAGCAUAAACUGGUCAUACUGGUCAAAGACAAUGGCAACGUUUCCCUCUCAGCAACAGCUACUGUGAUUGUCAAACUGGUGGAGCCCAAAGAGGCUUUUGCAGCUUCUGAUGUUAAAAGUGCAGCAAAGGAUGAUGAGGAUAAUAAUGUGACUUUUUACCUGAUGAUCACUUUGGGCUCAGUUUCAGUUCUGUUUAUCAUCAGUAUCAUCGUGCUGAUUGCAAUGCAGUGCUCCAGAUCCACAGACUAUACUUCUAAAUAUCUCCCAGAGACUAAUUAUGAUGGGACACUGUGUCACAGCAUCCAGUACAGAUCUGGAGACAAACGGUACAUGUUAGUUGGACCCAGGAUGAGUAUAGGAUCUACUAUAGUACCUGGAAGUCAUGCAAACACACUGGUGCUACCUGACAGGAGGAGGACAUGUGAAGAGGUAAGGCGAUUUUUAAAUUUUUAUUAAUAUAUGGGAUUUAUCAAAGUUUUAACUGCUAAUCCACAGAGAGCACCUGAGCAGACUGUAAAGCUGUUAUUAGCAGUUUUGUAAUUGGAUAUUGCUCUAAUUUACUUUUUUUUUUGUCUUUUGCUUGCCUGCGCUUACGCUGUCCAUGGUGCUAGAAUGGUGUUGCAUUUCUUGCUAAAAAACUAACUUCGGUAUUAUUUUGUCUCGGCAAGCAACAUUUCAUUGUAUUUUCCUCAAGUAAAUAUCCACACAAGCGUAUAAGAAACAACAGCCUUGAUGGACUUCUGUUGGUAAAUAAGAUCAUAUCUUUUUCAGACGAAUAUGAAUGAAAAG
Molecule: messenger RNA, 2969 nt
Organism: Girardinichthys multiradiatus
Lineage: Eukaryota; Metazoa; Chordata; Actinopteri; Cyprinodontiformes; Goodeidae
Product: protocadherin alpha-8-like
Exons: 1
Coding region: 249-2636 (795 amino acids)
Biological process (GO): homophilic cell-cell adhesion
Cellular component (GO): plasma membrane
Molecular function (GO): calcium ion binding
Source: RefSeq, a predicted model, not a curated record